Molecule: messenger RNA, 1298 nt
Organism: Neopsephotus bourkii (Bourke's parrot)
Lineage: Eukaryota; Metazoa; Chordata; Aves; Psittaciformes; Psittacidae
Product: basic helix-loop-helix transcription factor scleraxis-like
Exons: 2
Coding region: 1-420 (139 amino acids)
Biological process (GO): developmental process; regulation of transcription by RNA polymerase II
Molecular function (GO): DNA-binding transcription factor activity, RNA polymerase II-specific; RNA polymerase II transcription regulatory region sequence-specific DNA binding; protein dimerization activity
Source: RefSeq, a predicted model, not a curated record
AUGAAGGCCGGCGGGGGGGCGGCGGGUUCGGGCGGCGGGAGGCGGCGGCGGCGGGCCCGGGGCUGCGGCGGGGGGCGGCGGGCGGCGGCCAACGCCCGGGAGAGGGACCGCACGCACAGCGUCAACGCGGCCUUCGGCGCCCUCCGCCGGCUCAUCCCUACCCGGCCAGCAGACCGCCGGCUCUCCAAGGUGGAGACGCUGCGCCUGGCCGCCAGCUACAUCGCGCACCUGGCCAACGUGCUGCUGCUGCAGCAGGCCGAGGGCACGGCGGCCGCCCAGCCCUGCCCGCAGCCUAUGCCGCCAGGCACCGCCGCGCCGCGACCCAUCUGCACCUUCUGCCUGAGUGAGCAGCGGAAGCGGCACCAAGAAGAAGAGAAGCCACCUCCUGGUCCAGCCAUAAGUGGACAUUGCAUCGGCUGAGAACCUUGAACCCAUCUUGCGCUGACUGUCCGACUGCUCAGGGUAACCUCACAGCACUUGUUCUGUAUGUUUACAUUUGAGUAACACGGUCCUAAAAGAGUUACUUUUGAAGCCUAUGCAUUUUGUUUCACAUUGUGACAGGUUUAUUCAGGGUGUUUUGCCACUGAAACAGAACACUGUUGAGACAGUUGCACCUGGUGUAGCAGUUAUUUUAGUGCCAGAAAUGUUAAACCUAAGCAGCCAAGCCCUGAUCUUGAUGUCUCCUAAACCUGUGGCACAUGAUGAAACUUGAACUUCCAAACACACAGUGUCUGCUGUCGGGGAAGCUGUCACGAACGUGUCAUGGUGGCUGCCUCCAGCCCAACCCAGGCUGCCACCCACUCCUCCAGCUGCACACUAAUUCUUGGGCUGAGGCCUGAUACCGACAGCUGACACACUUGAGAGGUCUGAACAAUGCUGGUAGAGUAUUUUAAGGUGUUCACAGAAAAUGGGAAAACUUACAGUGAAAGCACCCCUGUCUGCUGUACACAUAGGCACAGUGGUGCAUGGACCCGGGCCAUAGCCAGGACAGGAAAGUGGAGAAGCACUACGUAAGCGAUGCUCUUUUACUAGUGGUGCAAGUCGUGCCACUCCUUCAAAUAGCGUGGGAUAUUCCUAAACCUGGCAAGCAUGGGGGAGGGAGGGUUUCCCAAGGGCUCUCUACAUUUAUCCAUCAGCUAGGUGAUUCCCAAACUGUGCCUGUACAUCAAUGAUGUAAUUUAUCUCUCUUCAGUUUAUUAACUCAUAUGUGUUUUUUCUUUUAGAAGGAAGUCUAAAAGGCAAAUAUGCAUGUUAUGUUUUCCAUUUGGGAUAUUCGUGAAAUAGCAGGCUAAAAUCUU